Molecule: messenger RNA, 7130 nt
Organism: Aethalodelphis obliquidens (Pacific white-sided dolphin)
Lineage: Eukaryota; Metazoa; Chordata; Mammalia; Artiodactyla; Delphinidae
Gene: URB2
Product: URB2 ribosome biogenesis homolog
Exons: 10
Coding region: 466-5376 (1636 amino acids)
Biological process (GO): ribosome biogenesis
Cellular component (GO): nucleolus
Source: RefSeq, a predicted model, not a curated record
UGGUCCUCCCACGCUGGCUUGCUCCUCCGGCGGCCCCUCGCCUCGCUCCUGGCUGCUCGCUUCCUUCUGUUCCGCAGGGUUUAGCGUGGCCGCGCGAGGACGGACGGGGCUUUGCGGUCCGCACCAGGCUUUCCACGCCCGCUCGCAGGGAUCGCUGCGGGCACCGAGGGCCCAAGGUUGACAGAUCCGGGAGGGUGUAUGGGGCGUCUUUGUAGCCAGUUCUGCAGAUACUUUUAAAGUACUUUGUAGCUGUCGCCAUGGCUGUAUAACAUUGAAUUUAGAAGUUAAAUUGUAGCUGUUGAAUGGAUAUUGGACGUUUCGACAAAGAGGAAGACUGACAGCAUUUGACUGUUCUAGCCUCUGAAAUAGUGAAGGGUACCGUGCUGAACCUGUCUUUCAUCCGAUGUUCGCUCAUUCCCUGUAAAGAUCCCUAUUGAGAAUUAGCUCUGAAGGUAAAGCGCAGCAAUGGCUGCUGUUUAUUCUGGCAUUUCUCUAAAACUUAAAAGCAAGACAACUUCCUGGGAAGAUAAACUAAAACUAGCGCACUUUGCCUGGAUUUCCCAUCAGUGUGUUCUUCCAAAUAAAGAACAAGUAUUACUUGAUUGGGCACGACAGUCGUUGGUUGCGUUUUAUAAGAAAAAACUUGAACUGACGGAAGACAUUGUCGAAAGGCUUUGGAUCUAUAUGGAUAACAUUCUACAUAGCAGAAAAUUGCAGAAUCUCCUCAAGAAUGGAAAGACAAUUAACCUUCAGAUUUCCCUCCUCAAGAUCAUCAAUGAGAGAAUGGCCGAGUUUGCUCUCUUGGGAUCUCAGAGGAGCAUCUGUGUUGUGCUGAGCUGCUGCCAGGGUAUCCUCUCGACACCCGCCCUUGCUGUCAUCUACACGGCCAGGCAGGAGCUGACGGUCGACCUGCUGAGCCAGCUGUGCUGGUUGGCCUGUAGGCAGCCGGGAGCCGUGAUGCCCCAGUUGUUCGAGGUUCUUCACCUGACCCUCGGCCUUUACCUCUCGAUUCAGCGGCAGCAGGUCAACCCAAGACGCACCUUUGGGGAGGUGACCACACACUUGCUCCAGCCCUGCCUGGUCCUGAGACACUUACUCUUGGCAGGCACGUGGACCCAGGCUGGCCAGGGCCUGCUGCGGCCGGCGCUAGGCCGGGACAUUAGGAGUCAGAUCGAGGCCGUGCUUCGAGGUGGAGCUUUUCAGGCCGAGCUGCUCCCUUCCUACAAAGAGGAGCUCUUGGAGCAGCAGCAAGGUGACACGAAGAUGGGGGCCAUGAAGAAUCUCCUAGCGCCCCUGGGCACCGUGACGGCCAGGCUGGUGGAUGCCGGCUACUGUGAACCGUCCCUUCAGGCUGCUGUGGUGGCCAACUCCGUGGCCCUGCUGUACAAGCUCUUUGUAGAUUCUUACCUCAAGGAGGGGAACCAGCUGCUCUGCUUCAAGGUGCUCCCUCCGCUGUUCGGUUGCUUAAGGAUUUCCCACCUGCGGGAGGAGCAGCUGCAAGCCCUGUCUGCGUCUGACUGGACCGUGGAACUCCUGGCCUUGGAACAGCUGCUAAAUUCAGUGGCCAGUAGUACUAUCUACAACAUUGCCACUGACCGGAUUCGGCACGGGGAGACUCAGUUCCGCUUCUACCGCCGUCUGGCCGAGACGCUGCUAAACCACCCACAGGCCCCCGUGCCAGCCUGGUUCCGCUGCCUCAAGGCUUUGCUGUCUCUGAAUCAUUUGAUUCUGGAGCCAGACCUGGACGACCUGUUGGCUUCAGCUUGGAUCGACGCAGAAGUCGCAGAGUCGCGGACCCAGAAAGCCCAGGAGGCGCUGAUCGGUACACUCUUCCAGACGUUCGCCAAGCUCCGGCAGGUGCCCCGGCUGUUCGGGGAGGUGCUGGGCGUGAUCUGUCGCCCCGCGGCCGAGGCGCUCAGGCUGCCCGUGCUGUCUGCGGGCCCCGCUGCUGUGCUUCGCGAGUGCCUCCCAGAUCUGCCCCCGAGCCAGGUCCUGGACGCCUGGGCCCUCAUCCUGGAGAGCUUCCAGUCUCUGGUCCUGCCUGAUUUGCAGGGUGACAUGGACAUGGCCCUGAAGUCGCUGUCACUGAGCUCGCUGCUGCACUGCGUCAUGGUCCACGCGCGGAGCCUGGAUGGCGACUCGCCCCUGCCCGUGGUCAGGCGCACGCGGCGCACCAUGGACGAGACGCUGCGGGGCCUCGUGAAGCCCCUGCUGGACCUCCUCUGCAAGCCCCAGCCCUCGGUGCCCGAGCCCUGGCAACAGAGGGUCGGUGACUCUGCGCUCCUGCUCGCCCACACCUGGGCCCAGGUGGACACUGUGCUGGGCUUGAGCUGCGACCCGUAUCGCUCUGAGCCCGGGGCCCUCGCGGGCACCGCCCCGGAGCCCUCGAGCCUCCCCCCGCUGCUCCCGGGCGUGGAGGCCAGGCAGUGGAAGGAGAUAGAGGAGUUUGCGGCUCAGUCCAACUCCCUCGGCAGGUACUGCUUGGAGCAGCUCCACCUGCAGAGGAUGAAAAACACCUUGCUGCAAGCGAGCGUCCAGUCUGAAGAAGCCCUCCUUGCUCUGAGGCGCGAUGCCGCCUACAUCCUGGGCUCCGGGAGAGCGAGCCUGUCCCGGGGGACGACGGCCUCCUGGGACGGCCAGGUGGGGACAGUGAGUGCGCUCACCUACCCCGUCGCCCACUGGCACUUGGUCAUGUCCAAUCUCACGAUCUUAGCAUCCUAUCUUUGUCCAGACGACCUGCGGUACCUGGCCGACAUCCUGCUAAGAACUUUGCCAACGAGCAAAGCCCAGGAAGGCCCGGCGGAGGAGGAGCCAGACAUCACACUUGAAGAAAUAUCGAAGGCCGUCCUUCACAGCCCUCUCCUCCCCGAAAUGCAGUCCCUCCACUCUGCGCUCUUACUGCGCGUGACUGCGAGCUGCGCUGGCAUCCUGUGUGCUGGCGCCCAGGGGGGCCCUGCUCUUCUCCGCCAGCAGCUGCCCUGGCUUUUUGAAGGGGAUUAUGCGGUCGUGGCUCACGGGGAAAGCAGAUUUCCAAAGGUCAGGUCGGAAGGUGUAGAGCCAAGGGGAGAAAUCGCCCAAAACUUACUCUCCUUGGCCAGGGGUGACUCCCCCGUCCAGCUGGAGGGAGAGCAGCUGGAGAGCAUUCUUCGGCUUUUGGAGGUUCUUUCUGCUCUGCAGCUGGACAGCCUCCCGCCCCCCUGCCACGUGCAUUGUGUUCUCCUGCUGCUGUCCCUGGCCGGCACCGUGCUGGGCAGUUCUUGCUCCCCCUCGCUGACCCUCAGGUUCUUGAUGACGUGCUACCGGCUUCUCGGUUACCUGCAGAGAGGGAAGAGCGCCCAGUCGGUGCUCAGGGUCAUGUACGUUAGCGAUAUCUUUGAGAUCACGCUGACCUCCUUGUUCAAAGCCAGUAGGAGGUUUCUUGUGGACAUGGACGACCCCUCUUGGCUGGAAUUCCUCCAGGUGGUGGGGACGUUCUUAGAACAGCCACUGCAGGUGCUCCUCCAGAGGAAGCUCAGCCCGGAGCUCAAUUUUGGGAAAAUCCUUGCGUUCCUCUCGAGUUCCCAGCUGCGCCCUGAAGCAGCUCCAGGCACACGGUCGGAAGAUCAGACACCUCUGGGCCAGCAGCUCCUUCUGGUGUCCUUAACCAAGCUGUGCCAGGCGCUGGGGCCUUUGGUCAAGGAGCAGGAGCAGCACGAGGCUCUGGAAGCACCGCGUGAGCUGUUGCAGGCGGCUGUGGUACAGGCGGGGGCCGUGCUCCAGCUCUGCGCCGCCCGUGGGGCCCGGGGCCGCCGCCUCCCGCCGCCCGUCCUCUCGUCGGUCGCCUCGCUCUUGGAGGCCGAUGUGGCCCUGUGCUCUGGGCACGGCGGGACGGACCACGUGCUGCUGCCCCAUGCCGCCCUCUACCAGGCUGUCUACUCUCAGAUCCUGUCGGAGUUGCCGGAUCUAGCAGGAGACACCCCAUCUCUCCAGGCAGCUGUGCAGUUUUUGACUCUGUUCUUUUUAGCCCCAGAACUGCACCCCCAGAAGGAGUCUGUGUUUACCUCUGUGUUUCAAUCUGUGAGAAAAGUCCUUGCAGAUCCUGCGAUUCCGGUUCAGGUAGUUGAGGAGAUAGAGCCUCAUUUGGGAGCCUUGUUCACCCAAAUGUUAGAGGUUGGGACGACAGAGGACUUCCGGAUGGCCCUGCAGAGUAUCCUCCAGGGACUGGACGUCAGUAACACGUGGAGAGCAGAUCUGCAGGCUGUUUUGUCGGCUGUGACGUUGGUCAAGUUGCUCUUGAACUGCCCGUUUGGUGGCGAGAAGGCCAGUUUGUUCUGGCGUGCGUGCCCACAGAUGGUCAUGGCUCUAAUGCUGCAGACCCGAGAAGCUUGUCGGGAACAGCCGGUGGCGCCGGCACUGGUGGGGCCCAUCUUGGACGUCCUGGCUGCGCUGCUGAGGCAGGGGGAGGGGGCCAUCGGCAACCCGCACCACGUUGGCCUGGCCUUCGGCGUCCUGCUGGCCGUGCCCUUGGACGCCCUGAGGCCCCCCGAGUAUGGGCACAUCUUCCCGCGGGUCCACAACGUGCUCUUCUCAAUCCUGCAGUGUCACCCGAAGGUAAUGCAGAAAGCCAUCCCUUCUUUCUUGAACUGUUUUCAUAGACUGGUGUGUUCAGUUAUACGCGAAGGGCGGCAGAAAGACAAAGGAAGCGCAGAGGACCUGCCAGUGGUGCUGGAGUGCGCCCGCCUCGUGGAAAGGAUGUACAGCCACAUGGCACUGCGGGCCGAGGAGUUCAGGGUGUUUUCCCCCUUUAUGGUGGCCCAGUAUGUGAUGGAGGCGCAGAAGGGCGGUGCUGGGCCUCGCGGAGCUGGCUUCCUGCCGGGGACACCGACUGAGACCUGCCGACAGGUACGCAGGAUCAUGGCAGGGGGCCCCAGUGCAGGCGCUGGGCGAGGGCGGGGCCGUCCUGGGGAGGUGAUGUCUGAGCUGAGACCUGCCCGGAUGACCAGGAGCCCCCAGGGGCCUUCAGUCAGGCUGCACGGACGUCGCUUGUCACCAUGGUUUUGGCCAAGGAUGGGCACCCGAAGGGCAGGACAGAUGUGCUGGAAGUUGGGGGGCGAGAAGAAUGAAUGUGGGGCUCUGGGCUGUGCCUGCGGGGGCUGCCCUGGCCAUCCUGACCGCCCCCCGUGGACCAGAGCGGCUGGGCCUUUGUGGCCUGUCUUCCUUCUGGGCAGCUUCCCAGAGUCCAGCCAAGGAGGGCUCACGCGAUUCGGGUUGGAAGUUUUCGUUUGCCUGGUUUCUCGUUUCAUCUUCAAAAUAAUUCAGCUACGCCCCUUCCUCUUUUGUCUAAUCAGCUCUCACCUUUAUGCUUCAAGUCCCAUGAAAUCCUCUGCAGAGGUGUAGGCUGGGUCACCUAUGAUUCUUCGUUCCCUCCCGUGUGUUCCUAGCUCUCUCUUUUCUCUUUCUCGUUUCACUUUCCUUUCGGAGGGUCUCAAGCCCCGUCUGUCUGUCUCCUCCCCGGCCUGACGGGUGUCACAGGUGUCAUCCUGGUCGCUGGGCCAGAGGACUCUCGUCACCUGUGUCGCUGUGGACAUCCUGCCCAUGCCUCCCAGCCCCCUCCCGCUUGCUGGUUCCGUGGCUCUGUGUCCAGUUCCCUCCCAUUUCCUGCCUCCGUUCUUUGUAGCCUUGGCGUCCACGCCGAGGACCUCCCCACCCCUGGCCCCCUUCCCGCCGUCCCCACAUCUGUCCCCACUCGGCCACCGGCCGCUAGCUGUUCGCCCUCCCGUGGGAGCCCGCUCGCUCCAAGGCACCCUCUUCAGUGUCCCCUCCCCUCCGCACUGCCUGGUCUCGGCCUGCCCCUCGUCCCUCCGUGCACCGUGCCCGCCAUGCUUCACCAGCAUCCCCCUCCUUUGGCUCCUGUCACUGUGUCACACUCUGGUUAUCCUGCGCCCGGGCGGGCAGGAAGCUCUGUGGCUGGAGAAGUAACAGAAUCAUGAUGGUUCUCCACAAAAUCCUGUUCUCGCUGCUCGGCUGACUCCACCUCUUGGGAGGAAAAUCUCUUUCUUCCUCAGAGGAAGAAGCAUGGCCGAGGCGACAUGGCUUCGAGGUGCUGUGAAUUCGUGGUGAUUGGGUUGUUGUAAUGAUUUUGCGUGAGGUUAUAGCUGAUGGUAGAACAUAAAUGUUACGGAGGAGAGAAAGGUUUGCAAAGUGUUCCAUCGUGAAUGCAACCGUGACGAGUGGGAAAGGGUUCUCGUUACAAAGGAGGGCCGAGGGGUGCGGCUCAGCGGGAGGGCCUCAACCACGCUGCAGGCGGCAGGGCCAGGCUCCACGGGCGUCGGGAUGAGAAACACAUUCGGAGAAACGGAACCGUGAAGAUCCCAGCAGAGAGCGCCUGGCAGGUGCCACAGUGGUGAUGAGCCCCAGAGGAAGCAGGGGGGCAGCCACGCAAGUCAGCAUACAGGAUGUGGCCACACUCAACUGACCACCGAGGCCACUUUCAGGACUGAGGUGAUUGCCCUUGUCUGUGCACAUGUGGGUGCGCACGGCACUUGGUGUCCCGGCUCUCUGGCCAGGUGGCAUGUGCUGGUAUCUUCUCUACCCUCUGGGCUUUUAUCACAGAUUAAAUGAGUCAAAUAGCCUUUUCCCAGUCUUCUAACCACAUCCUCGGUCUCUCAAAUCUCUAUCACUUUCCUUUCUGUUUACUGAUGCACACAGAAUAUCUUUAACCUAAAAAACUUGAAUAUCAAUCCUAUAAUUCUCCCAAAUCACCCCAGCCCCUUCUCUUGACCGCCGACCAGAUAUGAGUAGUCUACGUUUGUCAUUCCUAUUUACCUUGAUAUCCUCCCCCUUGAAGCUGCCCUCAGAAAGAUCCUGGGGCCAGUUUGAACCACCCAGCUUCUGGGCUAUUGGGUUGGCCCUCCAUCUUCCUUGUAUCCAGGCACCUUUGGCUUUUCUGCUUCUUCCAUCUCCAGGGUCCCGGGUGUCCCCGAAGCUCGCUCUCCCUCAGGCCCUGUGUCCCCAGGGGUCAGUCCCUGACAGUCGUCUCUGGACCUGCUUCCUCUCCUCCCCCUCCGACAUCACUGAGCAAAGUCCCUCUUAAACUUCCCAAUUUCUGCUCCUCCAAUUGCCUUGUCUCUCGAGUUGACAACUGGAGAGGG